Messenger RNA from Dama dama (fallow deer), 1552 nucleotides. It is a transcript of the gene MISO1, whose product is annotated as chromosome 19 C3orf33 homolog. Lineage: Eukaryota; Metazoa; Chordata; Mammalia; Artiodactyla; Cervidae. The record is from RefSeq and is a predicted model, not a curated record. Bases 17 to 901 code for a protein of 294 amino acids. The transcript is spliced from 5 exons.
CCGGGAGGCCGGGAACAUGGCGGGGCAGCCUGCGGCCCCGGCCACACCGCCGCCCAGCCGGGACCGAGCAGCGCCCAACGUGGUGGCGCGGAUCUCGCAGUGGGCCGACGACCACCUGCGCCUCGUCCGGAACAUCAGCACUGUAAUGGCCGUGGCUGGAGUAAUGUUACUUCUAAGAAGUGUUCGACUGACAUCAAAAUUCACACAUUCUUCAGAUAUUCCAGUAGAAUUUAUAAGAAAGAAUGUUAAACUACGAGGACGACUGCGCCGAAUAACUGAGAAUGGUUUAGAGAUUGAACAUAUUCCCAUUACUUUACCUGUUAUAUCUUCAUGGAGAAAAGAGCCGUAUGGUGUUUUGCUGGUUAAGUUGGCUGGAGUAGAACUUACUGAAACUGGGAAGGUGUGGUUACAAAAAGAGCUAAAACCUUCCCAAGUACUAUGGUUCCAACUUCUCGGAAAGGAGAAUUCAGCACUCUUUUGCUACCUUUUAGUGAAUAAGGGUAGAUUUUUUAGUGUGAGUCUGAAUGAAGAAAUCCUGAGAAGAGGUCUUGGCAAAACUGUUCUUGUUAAGGGGUUAAGUCAUGAUUCUAAAAUCUAUUGGAGAAUUCACAGAAAUUUACUUAAAGCUGAAUUAACAGCCUUAAAAAAAGGAGAAGGAAUAUGGAAGGAAGACUCUGAAAAAGAAAGUUAUUUGGAAAAAUUGAAAGGCUCCUGGAGAGAAAUAUGGAAAAAAGACAGUUAUUUAAAAAAAAAUGGAUCCGAUUUCAACUUGAAAAAAGAAAGUUAUUAUGACAAAUUUAAAAGGUCUUAUGAAACAUGGAAAGAGAACAUGAAUAACUACUCCUUACUACUGAAGUUCAGAGAACUUAUGAGUCGCAUACACUUUCGUAGAAAAGAGUAAAAUAUUCCAAGAGGUCUGGCGGUGACCUACUCCAAAAAGAAUAAAACCUGUAAUUAUAAUGGAUAUUUUUCAUUGAGUUGAAAUGGGGAAUUUCUAAUGGUAUUUAAAUAUUUAAGAGAUGAUUAAGAGAUGAUUCUUUGUACAUGCACUAUCAGAGUAAUGUAAAUAAAUUGUGGUUAAUGUAGUAUGGUCUUAAGCAGAAUGAAAUACUCCAUAAAAGUUACAGGUUGGGCUUCCCUGGUGGCUCAGAGGUAAAGAAUCCACCCAUCACUGCAGAAGACAGCUAAGCCUGUCCGGCACAACUACUGAGCCUGUAAAGUCCGGGAGCUGCAACCACUGACUCCCUGCGCCCUGGAGCCGGUGCUCCACCACACGAGAAGCGGCCACAAUGGGAAGCCCACGCACCACAAGGAGAGAAAAGCCCGAGCAGCAGUGAUGACCCUACAGAGCCAAAAAAAAAAAAAAAUUUAUAUCAGGUUGAAGGAGGUAUACACAUAAUGAUAGUAUAUGAAGAGAAAGUUUAACUAUUGGCUGUUCUAUUAUUUUAGUCAUUUGGGGCAACCAUAUUUAGCUUUUGUUGAAAAACAGUGUUUGUUUAUUUUGCCAGUUUUAUCAACUUUGAUGACUUAUAAUAAAGGAACUCUUUAGGCA